UGAGUAGCACCACCUUCUGAAUUCCUCUCUCUCUCUCUCUCUCACACACACACACACACACACACUAGUAUCUCAUUGUUUGCUAAUGGCUUCAUCCGAUGGCAAGCUAAGGUUGGAGGGCAAGGUGGCUAUCAUCACUGGAGCGGCGAGUGGGAUCGGAGAAGCCACGGCCAGGCUCUUUGCCGCUCACGGCGCUACCGUUGUCAUCGCCGACGUGCAGGACCAACUCGGUGAGGCCGUCGCUGCUUCCAUCGGCCUUCACAAGGCCAGCUUCAAGCACUGUGAUGUCACGGAUGAAAAGCAGGUGGAAGAAACAGUACAUUACACAGUGGAGAAGUAUGGGCGCUUAGAUAUCAUGCACAGCAACGCAGGCGUACUCGGAUCAGUUGAAGGUGUUAUGGACAUGGACCUGACCCAACUGGACAAGACGCUGGCCGUGCACGUCCGUGGCACCGCAGCGGCGAUCAAGCACGCGGCGCGUGCCAUGCGAGCCAGCGGCACUCGCGGGUCCAUCAUAUGCACAGCAAGCGUCGCGGCAAGUCAAGGCAAUCUUGGACCCGCAGCGUACACUGCAGCAAAGCACGCUGUGAUCGGGUUGAUGCGCUCCGCCGUGUUAGAUCUCGGGGCGCACGGUAUUCGCAUCAACUGCAUCUCGCCCUUCGGUGUGGCGACUCCGAUGUCGUGCGCGUACAUCGGGAAGGCAGCUGAGGGGGUUGAAGAUCUUUGCUAUGAGAUGGUUGCUCUCAAGGGCGUGAUUUUGAGAGGUGGGCAUGUCGCGCAGGCUGCUCUCUUCUUGGCCUCGGACGAAUCGGAGUACAUUAGUGGCCAUGACUUGGUCAUUGACGGAGGAGUCACUGUGGUUAACAAAAACGAUCUCAAGGCAAACAAGCGGACAUCUUUGCUUUGGAAUUUGGAUUCCUAGGGGUAGCAAUAAUCUGUCUGGAUCCACUGGUCCGAUUUUGUGCCCGAAAUAAAAAGUGUUUGGACA
Messenger RNA from Dioscorea cayenensis subsp. rotundata (Guinea yam), 988 nucleotides. Its product is annotated as short-chain dehydrogenase reductase 5-like. The record is from RefSeq and is a predicted model, not a curated record. The transcript is spliced from 4 exons. Lineage: Eukaryota; Viridiplantae; Streptophyta; Magnoliopsida; Dioscoreales; Dioscoreaceae. The coding region runs from base 86 to 922 and encodes 278 amino acids.